UGAGUAGAGCGCGUCAGUCGCGCAUCGGGCAGCGAGUGAGAACUCAGCCGCUCACCGGCGCUCAGAAUGCGGCUGCUACUGUGAACUCAUCCCGCUCCCGUUCCCUGUGACGCCAACACUGAACGGGAAACAUGUGGAACACUAAAAGAGGAACCUGCCUAAGCAGCAAAGGAGAGAUAUGGGGUUUGUUCAUUCUCCUCCUGUACACCAGUCCUCUCUCCUGCUCUUCAAAUUUCAGUCACCUCAUCUAUAAGAUAAAAGAAGGAUUACCUAAAGGGACACUCAUAGGGGCUAUCAGUAAGGACUUAAACUUGGAUCUUUCCAGCGAUCCCCCUCGCUCGUUUAAUCUGGAGCAAAAAACGGCCGGCCAGCAGUAUGUGAGUCUGAACAACACAACGGGGGAGCUGUUCACAUCUGCCGUGGAGAUCGACAGAGAGGCUCUGUGUGCCGAGUCCCACGAGGGCCAGGGCUGUGCAAUCUUUCUGGAUGUGUUAAUCCUUCCUCAGCAGUAUUUUCAGCUGGUUAAGAUUAAGAUCAUCAUCGAGGAUGUCAAUGAUAACCGUCCACACUUCCCCGUUAACGAAAUCACAAUGUUCGUGCCAGAGAACGCACCGGUCAACGCCAGGUUCGCAGUGGAGCAAUCAGCAGUGGAUCCCGACAUCGGGAUUCAUGGCGUUCAGACGUACUGGCUAGUUAACGACUAUGGGGUUUUCACAUUAGAUGUAGAGGAGAACGAAGGGGGAGAACUGACGCCCUUUCUCAUCAUUAUCGAGUAUCUUGAUAGGGAGACUCAAGCGAAGUAUGUGACUGAGAUUAUAGCCGAGGACGGAGGCUCUCCGCCACUUCUGGGCACUGCCACUCUGACGAUUAUCAUCACGGACGUCAACGACAAUUGCCCCAAGUUUACAGAGUCACAAGUGAACGUUACCCUUUAUGGAAACGCCACUAAGGGCAUGCAGUUGGCUCGUCUACAAGCCUACGACCCGGAUGAGGGGGCCAACGCCUUGAUCACGUACACCUUCAGCGAACGGGUCUCCCAAGAAAGCAGAAACCUGUUUCAUUUGGAUACAAUCACAGGGGUUCUUAAACUAGCAGGGAAGAUAGACAACAAUACCGGAAAGCUCUACAAACUAACCGUACUGGCCAAUGGGCCGACAUGUAUUCCAGAAGUUGCAACGGUUACCAUUCACGUCAUCAGACAGCUUUCCGGCCCUCCGGCGGUUAUACCGCGUUAUAUCGCGUCUGAGAAGGACGGGGUUGUGAGUUUAAGUGAAUCAGAGCCACCGUUUUCACCCAUUGCUUUUUUUACCAUCAAAAACACUGAGCCACAACAGAAGAUAGAGUGUCUUCUAGAAAGUACGGGUCCGUUUAGGCUUGUACCGUACGAACGCUUCAAAAACGAGUACUUGCUUGAGACCACUGAAGUACUGGAUUAUGAGCAGCAACAGGAUUAUGAAAUGGUUGUUGUGGUCCGUAAUGCUCAUGGAUUAGUAGUUAAUACCGUAGUGAAGGUCCACGUGUUGGACGUUAACGACAACGCUCCGGUUUUCAAGCAGUCCUUCAUUGACGUCACCGUGGAGGAGAACAACCCACCGAACACGUUCCUCGCUCAGCUUCAGGCGACCGAUGCGGACAGCGAAAGCAGAGGCGAGGUUUAUUACCUACUCGGUGCCGACGCUCCCACCAUUUUUGACUUGGAUAGGUCAACCGGGGUGUUGACGGUGUCCACGUCUCUUGACCGCGAGGAAAAGGAGACGUACCGCUUCAUGGUGCGGGCCGUAGACCGCGGGACGCCGAGAAAGGAGUCAAUCGCUACUGUGAUUAUCACCGUGCGGGAUCGCAAUGACAACAGUCCUCGCUUCAUCAACAAGGAUUUCACCUUCUUUGUGCCAGAGAACUUUCCAGGAUUCGGGGAGAUCGGCGUGCUCACGGUCACGGAUGCGGACGCCGGGGAGAACGGAUGGGUGGCUUUGUCCAUCCUCAAUGGGAGUGACAUCUUCGUAAUUGACACCGGACGAGGAGCGUUGCGGGCCAAGACCUCUCUGGAUCGGGAGCAGCAGGGGACGUACUAUGUCUGGAUCGAGGCUAUCGACGGAGGCGAACCGGCUCUUUCUUGCAUCACAAUGGUGACCGUUCUCCUCCUAGAUGUCAACGACAACCCUCCGACUGUUCUUUUCCCCCAGUCAAACCAGUCAUACAUGCUGGUGCUUCCCAACACGCUUCCGGGAACGUCUAUAACGGAAGUCUACGCGGUGGACCGGGACACGGGAAUGAAUGCUGUUAUUGCUUACAGCAUCAUCAAGAGGACAGACGGAGAACCGGGAUCGUUUGACAUCGACCCGUACACGGGGAACAUCACCUUGAGGAAAGCCCUGAACAAUCGAGGACUAUAUAGUUUGUGGGUCAAAGUCAGGGAUCACGGUCAACCAGAACUCUACUCUACUGUACUGGUCAACCUGUUUGUGAAUGAAACGGUCAGCAAUGAGACUCUCGUUCAGAGCUUGUUGCCCAGAGUGGUAGAUAUUGACCACGGCGAGGAUCCUCCAGUUAAGGAAGGGAGGGAGGGUGAUCGAGUGCCAAAUCCGUGCCGCGAGUUGCAAGUGGUAUUGCUUGCGCUGACGACUACCUGCCUCGGACUGUUUCUGACCGUUGUGUCAUUGGUGACAUUCAUUUGCUGCAAGAAAAGAAAGCCGAAAAAGAAGAGAUUAGACAUCGAGAUUCCUUUAAAACUCAACCAUGAAAUGGUGGACAAGAACCCAAUGGAGAUUUCAAACAUAUGACACUUGCCUGCUCAGCAAAAGACUGCUCGUACUGCCCAAAUUAUUCUGUUUACAAUGUGUUUUGUGCAUCUUAAUAUCUCUUUAAGUAUAAAAAAUGUAUAUAUUGUGCAUACAGUAUGUUUUAUAACUAUGAUGAAAUCUAUAUAUAUAUAUAUAUAUAUAUAUAUUGACAAGAUCGCUGCAAAAUUUGAAGAUUUUGCUAUUUGCAUUCGCUGCCCAACAUGCUUUUAAUGUAUCUUACAAUGGUGCCCUCAGCAGUGUGUUGUGUCAAAUUGUCAAACCUCUUUUAUAUGCCUGUCUUUGAAGCCCAAUGCAGUUAUUUACAAGAACAUGGUUCUCCCUGUGGAAAGCUGUUCCCGUUCAGAUGUUAUGCUCCUCAAGUUUGUCAUCACCUUUCCAAAAGAGAUGAGAAAUCAAUUAUUUCUCAGUGAUUAACAGAAGUCGUUUGUGUUUUCUAGGGAUGCACCGAUAUGAAAAUUUUGGCCGAUACCAAUAACCGAUAAUUCUUUAUAUGUGAAAUCCGAUAACCGAUAUAUUGGCCGAUAAAUCUAAAUUAAACUUUUUACAGAGCCUGAUUACGAAAACAAAAGUUCUUUUCUUAUCGAUAACAAUAAAAAGGAACAUAUAUAUCGGCCGAUACCGAUAUGGUGUCCGAUAUAUCGUGCAUCCCUAAUCUCUUGAGCCCCAAAAUGUCUCGGUUCCUCCAACUGAUUUGUUCAGAUCUGUUUGUGAUGAAUUUUUUACGUUUGUGGACUCAACUCAAAACUUUUUUUCAAAGAAGCUAAAGCUACAUUUCUCUGAUCUUGUUUCUCUGAUGUGCAAGCAAAGAAUUCAUGAACAUUAAAGUGCUUUAUUUUCUUA
This is a messenger RNA of Ctenopharyngodon idella (grass carp), 3641 nucleotides long. It is a transcript of the gene pcdh20, whose product is annotated as protocadherin-20. Gene Ontology annotation, cellular component: plasma membrane. The record is from RefSeq and is a predicted model, not a curated record. Gene Ontology annotation, biological process: homophilic cell-cell adhesion. The transcript has 2 exons. NCBI's taxonomy places the organism in Eukaryota, Metazoa, Chordata, Actinopteri, Cypriniformes, Xenocyprididae. The coding region runs from base 132 to 2780 and encodes 882 amino acids. Gene Ontology annotation, molecular function: calcium ion binding.